Messenger RNA from Oldenlandia corymbosa var. corymbosa, 5544 nucleotides. The record is from the annotation of a GenBank genome assembly. NCBI's taxonomy places the organism in Eukaryota, Viridiplantae, Streptophyta, Magnoliopsida, Gentianales, Rubiaceae.
AUGACGGAGCUCGAAUUCAGACGGCGAGAUUAUAUCGCCGAAGAUAAGGCCUGUUAUCUUUCUCGUGCUCCGGCAGAAUCGCAUCCUCUUUCCACUUCCUCCCAAUCUCAUCCGCCGGUUGGUUUUGUGCAUAAAGUAAAAGUAAAGGAUGAGGAUGCCAUUUUAGAUCCACUACGAGGAACCACUGAGAAAACGGAAAUUGCUUCUGCCCAUUCACAAGAGGAAGAGAUUAAUCUAACACCUCUGGUCACUGAUGGAGUUUCCUUGCAGUUUCCAUCAAAAGAAUGGACUUCCCUCAAGAAGACACUGUUUCAGAAGUUUCCUGUUGCUAAUAAUAUUACGUUAUCUUCGAUUUCUCAAGGAAUAAUGAAGGUUGGGAAGGUGACAGAGCAGUCCCAAGUGCAUUCACAUUUUGAGGAACGGGAUGAUCCACAAAAAAUCAGUGAAGAAGGUCUUAAAGUUGUGAGUCAGAAAGAGUAUAUCACUCGUUUACAGGAACUUAAACAUGAAAUUUCCCAUUCUUGGGACAACAAUGACCGUGUAACAUCUCUCAGGUUGUCAAUCAAGGUCGCCAGGCUUUUGAUGGAUACAUCUGUUCUACAAUUUUAUCCAACAAUAUUUGUUCUAGCUACGGAAGUGAUGGAUAUGCUGGGUGAUAUGGUAUGGGAGAGAAUUAUGCAUAAAGCAGAAUAUGCUGAAGACGGAACAUUUAUAUGCUCUUUGCCAGAUAACUUUGAAGCCAGCCACAUAUGUGAGGAUGCUAAAGAAACCUGCGUCAACUGGUUUUCCAAAAUUGGAUCUAUCCGUGAACUUCUUCCACGCCUCUAUCUGGAGUUAGCCUUACUGCCUUGCUGGAGGUUCCUUAUCGACAAUCCUGUGAGUAGCCUACAACGUUUAGUUUUGAUGGCAAGGGGCAUUGGAGAUCCAUUAGCUUCAGCAUACUGCCACUUGUACAUGGCCUAUCGUGCACAAAAACUAACCCAGAACGACAUAGGGUAUCUUAUCACUGGAAUUAAAGACUUGAAAAUUCAAAUGGAGCGCAUUGUAUCAAUGCAAGAAAUCAAAUUUGGAAGUUCUCAAGCAGAUAUCAGGUUGCAUGUCAGCCUCAUGGAACCCACUAUUGAAUCCAUGAUGAAAUGCAUAUUUAAAUAUUCAAAACAUCAGAUGCGUGUCCAUGAAGUGCUUGUUGGACUAGGACUUGGAAAAGACCAAUCACAUUUAUUUGGAGACUGUUCAUGCGUUUCAAUCAUUCUACAUCAUUUACUAAAAGAGCUGCCCGUUAGUUUAAUCAGUUCUAACGCCAUGGACAUUCUUCAUAUGAUUAAGUGCAACGAUGAUUGCUCAUAUGAACAGUAUUUGAAUUACAAGUUGGUUGGACUCAGGCUCUGUGAAAGCAUAUCCCAAGUGAGUGAUGUGAUUGCUUUAGUGGAGAAGAUCAUGGAGGUUAUUUCUUGCUAUGAUAACUUGGACGAGUAUUUGACGGUUUUAGAUGCUUUUUUUGAUAUUAUUCUGCAUUAUGAAAUGGAUAUACAUCUAAAUAAGAUUUUGGAUGAGGUAUUUGAGAGAGUUUGUGCCCAAGACAUUGGUGAAAAUGCUUUGACAGGCUUGCAGUCAUUCUUUCUGAAGCUUCUUACGCAUUUUGAUGACUUGAAAGAGAUUGUAUCACUGAACCAUUUUAUAGACAUCCUAGAUGUGAUGCACGGGAGCUCAAGGAACAUCAUAAAUGUAGACAUUCUUCGAAUGGCAACGAAGAACAAUUGCAUUCAGGAUCAUACAAUUAUUCAUUUUCUGUUUGAAGUAUCACAGGCCUUGCAUGAUGGUAUAGAUUCCUCAAACAUAAGAAAUGAUGAAAAUCAACACUCCAUACGUCUAAUAUCUGGUUUUGUAAAUUUGGUUGACUAUGGGGAGAAUGUUGAACGUAACUUAUCUUUUCUGCUUGAUUGCCGUGGAGCUUUUACUGGCAUGAAUGACCUCAAGGAAACACUUGUUCACUCCAGCAAUCUUUUAGCCGUUAAAGCGCUAAAAUAUGGGAGUAGUUCUCUCUCUGUCGUCAAAUCUUGCCUUACCUUUAGUGAAGUUACAAUACCUUCUAUCCCUGAUUGCUUAAGGCAGUUGAAUCUUUAUCUGGAAACUGCAGAGAUCGCAUUGCUGUGUGAAUUACUUUCUCAUGCGGAUGGUCUUAUAGGUUCAGCAAUCUGCUGUUUGCAAGACUUGGGCUUGAUGGAUGGUCUACAAACACCUGGUGCUGUUGAUGGAGGUCUUACCUUAUUGUUCAAGUUAUGCAACCUCAUCAUUAGGCUUCCAGGUGGCCUUAAGCAGGGAUUUACAUAUGGCCCUAGGAGUGUAUAUUCUUUUCUUGAUUCUUCAUGGAUGACCUCAAAACUAAAAGUUAGGGGGUUCUGUGCUCUUAUUUCAAUGUUGGCAGCAUUAUCCCAAAACCCUUUACAAUUUCCAUCCAUACAUAAUAAGGUGAUUAGCAAUUACAAGCUGUUCUUUAGUGAUCCUACUUAUUUGGAAGAAAUCUCAUUAUUAUCUGGUGUUGUUCUGGAGAAAGUUUUUGAUGUUAUAUCACAAGAGCCUUCACAGACUACCCGGGGCAAUCUGGCGCUUGAAUUUUGUAACUGCAUUGCUUCAUCAUUCAAAGUAUCCAAAAAGCUGCUGACAACCUGCGCCAAGCUGGUUGAAAUAGCCGAGUUAAGCUUGGGUUCUGACAAUAGAUAUUUAGCAUCAACCAAAAAAAUCCUAGUGGCGUGCGGCAUAUGCGAGGAAGAGAAUAUGGAUCUAGAGGUGGUAGGGCGCCAUGCCCUCCUGUUUGAUGACGAUCCCAUGGCGGCGUUCGUGAAUUCCGGUGACGCGCUUGUUGAUUGGAAUUCCCUCCAAAUUGAUAGGUACGACGUCCGCCACCUUCUCUCCGGUCCGUUACCUCCCCGCAGGCGCCGCAAUCCUCAAUCUGCUUCGAAUACCGCCGACUCCUCUUUGAGCGCCGAACUCGAUCACGAACGUUACCUCGAUCUUCCUUCGCCUUCCGACGAGCCAGAAGUCGAAGAGGCUGAAAAGCCUGAUGAUGCAACUUAUCAUGCUGUGGGUUUUUCUUAUGGAAACACUGAUGAGUUACCGGACCAAAAUAAUGCCAAAGGGGGUCUGGAAGGCCCUAGUUUCCGUCCUCCAUUUAAUGUUCCUGAGAGCCUUGUUCAUAGCUUGCCUCCUACAGAGAAGGUACAUGAGAUCAUUGCAAGGACUGCUACAUUUGUAAGCAAGCAUGGUGGACAGUCUGAAAUUAUUCUGAGGGUGAAACAGGGAGAUAAUCCAACAUUUGGUUUUCUGAUGCCCAAUCAUAAUCUUCAUGCCUACUAUAGGUUCCUUGUUGAGCACCCUGAAGUUUUGCAGUCUGAAUCUGAUGCAAAAUCUCAGUCUGUAGAUGCCAAUGCUAACCAGGCAGCAGUGGGUGCUGAAGGAGCUUUAUCUUUGCUGGGUUCCGUCUAUGGGUCUGGGGAGGAUGAUGAUUCUGUUAUGGAGGAUGCACAAGAAUUUGGAAAUGUUCCUUCUGGGAAAAUGAAUGCAGACAGUUCAGCUGUUUCUCAUGUUGCAGAAAAGGCUGAUUUCAGUUCAAAUGCGGCUUCAAAAGAUGAAGUUGUAUCUAAGCAUCCACUUCAUAGUAAAGAUAAGCCAUCUACCGUGAAGAAAAAUCCUUCUAUUUCCAUGCCUAAAGUUGGAAGAACGAAUAGUCUGAAUACGGAAAAUGUCUCUGGCUCGCGUUCUUCCUCUUCGGUGAAUUUAGGGAAAGCUUUGAUUUUAGAGCCGCCUCCCGAUUUAAAGAUAUUGGUGGAGAAGAUUGUUGAUUUUAUUACAAAGAACGGGAAGCAGUUUGAGGCUUCACUUAGAGAACAGGACAGCAAACAGGGAAGGUUCCCGUUUCUCGUACCAUCAAACCAGUAUCAUCCAUAUUAUUUGACAGUCCUUAAAAAGGCUGAGUCCAAUGGGGGGCCCGAUAAGAAAGUUUCUUCACACAAGGAAGAUAAUUCAGAACUAUCUUCUGAUAUGCCAUUUGAAUCCGACAGGAAAGAGAAGUUCAAGAUGGUUAUUGCAAAAUCAAAAAAGGAGUCGCAAGACCAUGAGUCAAAACCGGCCCAACAAGAGCACGGAAUUAGUAUAGAUGCAGAAGCUGCUGCAGCUAUUCUUCAGGCUGGCACGAGAGGUUUUAAGAAUCCGUUUGCUGGGAUUAUGUCAAGUUCUUCUCUCAAUGGUUUUCAACCACAAGUCACUGGUGCGUCUAAGCAGGGUUCAGACCUUGGUGAAAAAUCUUUGUCUGACAAGAAGGCCUUCGCAAAAAUUGACAUUUCUGAAACUCCUAUUCAACCCGACUCUGAUCCGCCCUUGACUAAAGAGCAGAAGCUAAAAGCUGAGAGACUGAAAAGGGCAAAAAUGUUUGUGGCCAUGUUGAAAGGUUGUAGCGUGCCAUCUAAAGAUGAAUCAUCUCGUGCUUUGUCAGUCGAACCUUCAGAGCUAGGGGUUGCUGUAUCCCCUGGAAAAGCUGAUCAUGGGACUGGGGAAACCAGCAAUUCAGCCCUGGUUGAUUGUACUACAUCAGAUAAAAUUGAAAAUGGCCAGGUUAAAGUAUCGAUGAGAAAGUAUCGAUCAAGAUCUGAGAAACAUGAAGAGAAUGAUGAUGAAGAAAUGGAGGGGAAUCAUCUCAAGGAUUAUGAAAGGCGGCUAGAUGAUGAAGAAAAGAGUCAUAGGCAGUCUAGAAAGAAGCAUCAUUCCAGUCGGGAUAGCGUCCAUGAUAGUGAUUACAGAAAGGAAAAGUCUCAUAAGCGGUCUAGAAAGAGAGAUAUAUCUCUUUCCUCUUUCGAAGACAACGAAGAAAAAAGUACUGAUUCAAGUCUUCAUAGACACACAAGAAAGGUGAGAGAAAAGUCUCAUAAGAAGUCCAGUAAGAGACACCGAUCCCGUAGCUCUUCUUAUGAGGAUGAUUCUAGUGCUCAUAGACACUCAAGCAAGCGGCAUUCAUCUCACAGGCAUAAGCAUGAAGAAGAUGAUAAAAGGGCCGAAAAGCGCUCCAGAAGGAAGCACCGGUCUCAUCGUUCUCAUAGUAGUGAAGAAGAUGAUGAAAGGACUGAAAGACGCUCAAGAAGGAAGCACCGGUCUCUUCGUUCUUCUCAUGGCAGUGAAGAAGAUGAUGAAAGGGCUGAAAAGCACUCCAGAAGGAAGCACCGAUCGCAUCGUUCUUCUCAUAGUAGUAAAGAAAAGGCCGAAAAAAGUAAUGCUCAUUCAUCUGAGAGUGAAGGUUCUGAACUAGGGCAUCAUGGCGGCAACUAUUCUAAAGAGGAAAAGAGGUCUGUAUUAGGAAGAGCGGAGUUGGAGGAAGGCGAGAUCAGUCCCAAGGUAUCUGAUCAGUCUAAGAGUGUGGGUGGUCCGGUAAGCCGUGAAGCUUCUGCAGAUGUCACGAGUACAAAUGGAAGGGCUGCUUCGCAACCGUCUGAGACCAUCCAUAUAUCUGAUGAUCUGAGAGCGAAGGUCCGUGCGAUGCUGAUGACAUCCAUGUGA